AUGGCCUACAUUUUAGCAGUCACACCUCUGCUCUCUAUUCCCUGGAAGAUUUUAAUGGGAUACAUUGCUGACCUGUGCCUUCAACCACCGGAGAAGUGUUUCGUUUCGUGCCCAACGAAUGCCACCGAAUUCAACGAAAUCGAUGUGAGCUACAUUUUUCAGAACACCUCCACCACUUGUCGCACACUCUGGAAUGGCACGUCUGGUUACCACAGCAGCGCCUGUCAGUUCAGGUGCCCUUGCACAGCAGGUUUGACAGAUCAACGAGUUGUCUGGUUCUAUGCCGUGUUUCAUGCCCUCGCGUCGUUGUGUUUGGGGGCUGUGGUUGUUAUAUCUGACGCCGGCGUUUCUGAGAUACUGGCUGAAAAUGUGAGGGACUUCGGAUGGCAGCGAAUGGGAGGGGCAAUCGGUAUGGGUGCCGCUGGUCCUAUCGUGGGAGCAAUAAUUGAUGAAGCCAACCGAUGGACGGGUGGACGAUCAGGCUACCUUCCAAGCUACUUUGUCUUUGCACUGGUCAUUAUCCUGGACAGUUUCCUCCUCUGUUGCAUGCCCACUCUUCGUAUGACCAAGCUAUCGGCAAACUUUUUCAAGGACAUCUCUACUGCGUUCAUUAAUGUCGAACUGGCCGUAUUCGCCUUCUGGACAUGCGCCUUCGGGGCCUGCAUUUCCAUCGCCAUAUCGUACAACACGUGGUUUUUGGAGGACAUAGGAGCCUCUAAACUGAUAAUCGGAUUAAUAUCCGCAGUCAGUUGCAUUUGCGUAGAACUGCCCUUCUUUUCUGCGUCCGCUUGCAUACUGAAACAAACGCGGUAUUAUCCCUCGUAUAUAUUGAUGUUCUUGAUCUUCGGUGUGAGGUACGUUGGAUGUGCCUUUCUCUACAACCCGUGGUUCGCGCUGCUCGUCGAACCCGUCACCGGGGCUGCAGUUCCACUCGGGGUACCCGCCAUGACUGUCUUCGCUAAAGAGGUGGCGCCGGAGGGUACCGCGGCAUCCGUCUUGUGCGUCCUCAACAUUUGCUACGAAGCCAUCGGGAUGUCGCUUGGUAACUUCGUCGGUGGGACGGCAUUCGCCGAAUUUGGAGGCCGGUGGAUGUUUUUCUACUUCGGUGUGUUCGCGGCGGGAUGCGCUCUCCUGUGCCUCGUAUCACGCGUACUUGUGCAAAGGAGGACUUCGAGGCAUGGAGUCAUAACGCAGCCAACGCUGAAGAGGAGCCGAGACGAGGAGAAGAGGAACUUGCCUUCUCCUUGUGUUCGGUUUGGUUAGUGGAAAGCGUGGAGGACUUCGCGCGUGGAGCGACCGACAGCCAGGCCUGGUUUCUUCGACAAAAGGCCCGAACCAGGACUGGCUGCAAGUUUCCGGCAGACCCUCCGGACAAAGCCAGAUGCUCUCAAGGCAGCGGAGGAACGUGCCGGUGUUCUCCCUACGUUCCGUUAAUUGACAAUAUUUACGCCAAUUGGAUGAUUCUGAUCGGUCCUCAAAAGGUAACAUAAAGAAAAAAGAAGACAAAGAAGAAGACGCAAACUCACUUGCAGCCAAGUGUGUUCUUCAGGAAGAAGCCGUGAGGCACACUACACAAAAGACACUAAAGGCGAAGUGCACACCGUUGAAGUGCACUAAAAUUAGCCUUUCUGACUGGGGUAUAAGAUACCACUACUGGCUCAACACAUUGAACUGAGUUAGACUGAAGUGUGCUCGAGUAUUCGUUGUAAAAAUUGCUGCUUUUGUUUAUAUUUUUCUUU
Ixodes scapularis (black-legged tick) is the source of this 1739-nucleotide messenger RNA. RefSeq lists its product as uncharacterized. The record is from RefSeq and is a predicted model, not a curated record. Bases 1 to 1263 code for a protein of 420 amino acids. Gene Ontology annotation, cellular component: membrane. Lineage: Eukaryota; Metazoa; Arthropoda; Arachnida; Ixodida; Ixodidae. The transcript has 4 exons.